This is a messenger RNA of Amaranthus tricolor (Joseph's coat), 711 nucleotides long. RefSeq lists its product as uncharacterized. The record is from RefSeq and is a predicted model, not a curated record. The coding region runs from base 1 to 711 and encodes 236 amino acids. Lineage: Eukaryota; Viridiplantae; Streptophyta; Magnoliopsida; Caryophyllales; Amaranthaceae. The transcript is spliced from 4 exons.
AUGUUAAUUAUCUAUCGAGAGUACCGUUCCUUCUACACUUUCGAUGCCAACCCUUCUGACCUAUGUUGUGCUGCUCUUGAGAUCAAAGCUGCUGCAGAUUUCAAGAAAGCUAAAGAGGAUUAUCAUAUGAAUCACAGGAGGAAAAUAAAUAUGAAUAUUGUUAAUGUUGGCCCUGUUCUAAAUGGUGGUUUAAGGGCAAAACUGAAUUUGUCUUUCAGUUUUGAUGAGAUUAAGAAUGCUCUAUGGAGUAUUCCUGACGGCAAGGCUCCGGGCUUAGAUGGUUACAAUAGUAAGUUCUAUAAGGUAGCUUGGCCUAUUGUGGGAAAAGAUGUUAUUGAUGCCAUUCAACUCCUUUUUGUGAAUGAUAAGCUUCUGAAGAUGUGUUCUGUGCUUAAUCAACUUAUUAGUCAAAAUCAAGGGGCUUUUAUUGCUGGUCGAAAUAUCAUCCACAACAUGUUAUGUUUGGAUUUGAUUCGCCAUUAUUCCAGAAAGAAUUGCUCCCCUAGCUGCCUGGUGAAGGAGAUGUUGUUUGCUUUUGGGUUCCCUCCUCAUUUUGUGAAGAUUGUUUUCACUUGCAUUUCUUCCACUUCAUUUUCUCUGAGAGUUAAUGGCAAGCCUCUCCAAAGGCUUAAAGCCAAACGGGGGUUGAGACAGGGUGAUCCUAUGUCUCUAUUGCUUUUUGCUCUUGAUAUGGAAUAUUUGUCUCGAUGA